CCUCUAGCAGGCAGCAUGUGUACAGCAGCAGAGGUUGCGUGGUAACGGCAGCAGGAAGGCUCAGCCCUGCCCUGGCUCCCCGCAGAGCGCCGAGCAGCGCGGGGUCUUAGCUCAGCUGUCAGAAUGGAGCUGGACAUCCAGUGUGAGGAGAUGAGCCCAGCCAGAUGGGCUGAGCUUCUGUCCACCAUGAAAUCCUGCAAAGCCAUCAGACUGGAUGACUGCAACCUCUCCAGCAGUAGCUGCAAGGAUCUCUCCUCCAUCAUCCAUAUGAAUCCCUCCCUGACAGAGCUGAAGCUGAACAACAAUGAGCUGGGAGAUGCAGGCAUUGAGUACCUCUGCAAAGGGCUGCUGAAGCCAAGCUGCAGCCUGCAGAAGUUAUGGCUGCAGAACUGCAACCUGACCAGUGCCAGCUGCGAGACCCUGUGCUCCCUGCUCUGCGCCCAGCCGGCCCUCACCGAGCUCCACGUGGGGGACAACAAGCUGGGCACAGCUGGGGUGAAGGUGCUGUGCCAGGGCAUCCUCAACCCCCACUGCAAGCUGCAGAAGCUGCAGCUGGAAUACUGCGAGCUGACAGCCGACGUCGUGGAGGCGCUGAACGCCGCGCUGCACAGCAAGCCCAGCCUGAAGGAGCUGAGCCUCAGCAACAACACCCUGGGGGAUGCAGCUGUGAAGCAGCUGUGCCAGGGGCUGGUGGAGGCAAGCUGCAACCUUGAGUUACUCCACCUGGAGAACUGUGGCAUCACCAGCGAGAGCUGCAGGGAGAUCAGUGCCCUGCUCUGCAGCAAGGCAGCCCUGCUCGACCUCUCCGUGGGGGACAACAAGAUUGGAGACUCUGGGCUGGCCCUGCUCUGCCAGGGCCUGAUGCAUCCCAGCUGCAGGAUACAGAAGCUCUGGCUGUGGGACUGUGACCUCACAAGUGCCAGCUGUAAAGACCUCUCCAGGCUCAUCAGCACCAAGGAGAGCCUGGCAGAGAUCAGCCUGAUAGACAACAACCUGAGGGACUCAGGCAUGGAGAUGCUGUGCCAGGCACUCAAGGAUCCCAGAUCCAAACUCCAGGAGCUGUGGGUGAGGGAGUGUGGGCUGACUGCUGCCUGCUGCAAGGCUCUCAGCUCAGCCCUCUGCACACACAAGCACCUGAAGGUCCUGCACAUGGGGGAGAACAAGCUGGGAGACGCCGGUGUGGAGCUGCUCUGCCAGGGGCUGCUGCACCCCAGCUGCAGCCUCCAGGCCCUCUGGCUGGGGAACUGUGACCUGACCGCAGCCUGCUGCGCCAGCCUGGCCGCUGUCGUGGCCUCCAAGCAGUGCCUGACCGAGCUGGACCUCAGCUACAACUGCCUGGAAGAUGAGGGUGUGAGGAAGCUCUGUGAGGCCCUCAGCAGCCCCAGCUGCAACCUGCAGCAGCUAAUCUUGUAUGACAUUUACUGGAGCUCUGAAGUGGAUGAGGAGCUGAGAGCCCUGGAGGAGUCCAAGCCCGAGGUGAAGAUCAUUUCCUGAGUGCUGGCUGCCUGCAGAGC
Molecule: messenger RNA, 1514 nt
Organism: Dryobates pubescens (Downy woodpecker)
Lineage: Eukaryota; Metazoa; Chordata; Aves; Piciformes; Picidae
Gene: RNH1
Product: ribonuclease/angiogenin inhibitor 1
Exons: 10
Coding region: 124-1494 (456 amino acids)
Cellular component (GO): cytoplasm
Molecular function (GO): protein binding
Source: RefSeq, a predicted model, not a curated record